CCUGUCUGUGUAUCGAUCUACCGACAGAUAUUUCUUAUUGUCCCGAGGGACUUGUUCGGGGCGCCUGGCCAAAGAUUCUUGGCCCUGGAGCCAUGGGCCGCGUAUCCCCAAUGCUGUGUCAAUGUUGUGAUAAAGAAUUGAGUCGACCAGAAAGUCCUUCCUGCCUCGGGACGAGAGCAACGGUGACCAAAGAGUGGCCAGAGCUAAGCAGGGAAAUGGGCCGGUCAUUUAUGGUUUAUUGACACUAGAGGUAUCGUGGUGACAGGCAGGCAGUCCUAUAAUUGUUGGUCUUCUGACCGGUGGAACGUGGAGUAGUCAUUUAACAAGUGUCGACGGUGCCUUAAUCAUAUUAACUGUACUUAUUGUUUUGCUUGUGAAUUUCAUGAGGAGAACAUUGUUGAGCAUAGGCCUACAUGUAGUUUUGCUGAGCCACCGAGACGUCAAAAAAAUACAACCCUUCGAGGAAGUGAAGCCUUGACCUUUUGGAUACAAGCCAUAUUAUUCUCAGACGGGAAUCUUCAUGUGAAAAAAUGAUGGCUUUUUAAAGAACUAUUCUCAUCUCCUCAAUAUGGACGUCACAGAAUGGCGUAGAGCGUGUGGUGGACAAUAGACAGACCAGUAGCCUACGCGCACAAUGAGUCAUACGGCCGUGAAACCACUGAGGCCGUUGGGUAACUCAGCCCAUUCAAGUGCUCUCCACAAUGGGGAGACCACGCAGUCGUCUCAAUCUCAGAAAUACAAUAAUGUUAGCCAAAGUGCCAUACCUACCCCUGUUAUCAAAACCCAGACGGUUCCUUCAAAAAACCGGCAAACGACAGCGACAGUACCGCGAGCCAGUCCUCUCCAACUCCAAGGCUUGGCGGAGAAACCAAAGAAGAGCCCGCGCUGGAGCGAUGAGGCAACCUCGCCCUCCCCUGCUGGGAUUGAAAACAGAGAUCCGGAACUGCUCUCCCCUCGUAAAGAUAAAUACGUCCCCGCCGCAACGCCUCUCGCCCCACCUGUCUCUCCCGUAUCUUCUUACCUCUACGAUCAGAAAUCGGUUGGCCACAGAGACGCGAAUUCAUCCCGAAGUCCACUGAGCCACCUUGAACUUGAAGACGACGAGGUUUAUGGAAGAACUCCGAACCGACCCCGCAGUGGUUCAGUCCCCAGUAGGUCCAGCAGCCGACAGAGCAGAUACCACGGAGACUGCACGCCCCGGGAAGAUCCCGAUUUAAUCAUCGGCAGCAGAAGUCGUCGAGAUCGUUUGCUCGGCAAAGCGCGGGAGAAAGAGGAAGCAAAUCGCCGCAGACGUCGUCCUAGCAGUUUGGUGAGCGGCACGUCUUUGUUGAGUAGAAGGGAGAGUAUUCUCAACAUCGUCUACACCGGUGGCCGGGAAGAGCAGAAAGAAGACAAAAGUCGUUUCGGGUAUUUCCGUUCACAGUCCGUCCUCAGUAGAAUGACUCCGCUCCUGCUGCAGGGCGAGGAUGUUCUACCGGGAGAAUACAUGGUGGUCGAGGAGGAUGAUUACAGUACCUCCAAGGGAUCUCGAAGCCACUCAACGUCCAGUCUGUAUCCCAGAGGCGGAGACAGGGGUAUGUACAGGCCUGGCUUCCUCUACCAACAGCUUGGCUUCAGGGAACUCUCAGAAUCCGUCCCGUCAUUCGUGCGGCAACACACCGACAAGACGGGUCGCUUGAUGACCGAAUCCUUCAUUCUCAAGGUCAACUACCUCCGACGCAGACGACAACUCGGGGAGAUGAGUGGCGCCGCCAGUAGCAACAGCAGCAGCAAACGUUCACAACUGGUCUCCUCUCCUCAUGAUAAAACUACCGCUGGGGGGCGUGGGGGUGCCGGAGAUUCAGACGCCAACUCAAGCAGACGUGGCGCUGACGUCAGUUCCUCUGAACCGACACCUCGACCUUGACAUUACAUCACCUCGGCUAUACGCACGCAAAAAAAAGAAUACUAACGAAACAACGUAAGCCAUCUUGUUAACUUUUUUUUUCAUCAAGCACCGUAACUUCCCUGCACCUAGUCAGAAAUAUGAAAAACAAGGCGCUGACACAUCAGAGCACUGCCAAAAUAGCAGCUUAAGCGUGGUCACCAUUAUUCUGAACGUAAUGAUUUUCAUAGGGUCUUUCUUUGAAAAAGGGAAAGCUCGUGAAAAUGAACGGUUGGUGUCAUACUCAUAUCGAAGCUUUAACUCACUUUGUGACGUCGCAUAAUGUGUUACAUGUUCUGUCGGUCAGCAUUCCUUGGAAGUGGACAAGGUGUUGUAUUUCCCGAAGACAAUAGACAAUACAAGUGUGAUUUAAAACAUGGCAGGAAAUAAAUUAUAAUACUUUAUUGACAUGUUCAUUAUGCUGCGCCUCUAACCAAUGACGGACAGUGUAAGUCUUGUUUGUGACUGGGUGUGGACGCCGGGAUUGUCUGACUCUGUUAAAGAGAUCGAUGAACUCCCACGGCUCGGCAGUGAACAGACAAUUUAUACACCUAUGUUUUCGGCCUGGCUCUUUUUUUCUAAUACACGCAUUCUGUUGACUUUGUUUUGUUUGUUUUGACGCCGACAUUCCUUAGAUAACUGAAACUGUUAAACUCAGUUUGGUCAUAUUCAUACAGCUUUCAUUUGUGAGUAGUUAUCUUGUUGAUUGAAUGAUUGUUUCUAUUAUGUUAAAUUGAAUUUGUUUAAUCAAUCGAAAGAUCAUAAUUUUUGCUUUUAGUCAUCCUUUGUUAUGAAAAUCAAUAUGCUUUCUUCAUCAAUUGUUCUACAUAUUUAAGAACAGUCGGCAUUAAACUUUUCAAACAAAGCUAAAAAA
Messenger RNA from Aplysia californica (California sea hare), 2798 nucleotides. RefSeq lists its product as uncharacterized. Lineage: Eukaryota; Metazoa; Mollusca; Gastropoda; Aplysiida; Aplysiidae. The coding region runs from base 635 to 1906 and encodes 423 amino acids. The record is from RefSeq and is a predicted model, not a curated record. The transcript has 3 exons.